AUGAGCAAUUCGAAGCCCAGGAUAGCUAGUGUGGGACGAGAGAGCCCCCAGCUGUCACAGGGCCUGAUCCCAAAUGAUCUAUACGAUUCCAGCGAUCUGCACCUGGACGAGUAUGGCCCAUCCCACCCCAAGUUCGAUAGGAGCAAGCUUACAGAUGAGCAGUUUAUCGAGCAGCUCCUAUUCGAAAACCGCGAGUUCCAGGCUGUCGUCAAGAAGCAGGACACGUGGAUAGAUGCAUUGACGAGCCAGCUAAAGGCCCAUGAGAUCAUUCCUGCCGUUCAAAGGACGCUGAAGACUGGCACUUCCUUCAUGCCCAGACGCCGACCCUCCAAAGUGGAGUCGAAGCCUCUCUCAUCCAAACCAAAACCAAAGGCUUUAGAUUUGUCUAAUUCGCCAUCCCAGCUGCCCAUUUCAGCAUCGCUGAUUGCGUUGGCUCUGCCAAUCGCCACACAAACUCCUUCAGUUGCUACUCCCACAGACAAAUUCAAGCGCAAUCCCAGCAAUAGUGUUCUAGACCCAAAGGGUGGAGUCCAUUUAUCCCCCAGGCUAGCUUCAGCGGCUGCAGCUGCAGCUGCCAUAGCUGACUCUACUGGAACAGGUACUGGCUCAGACCUGGAUAUCACAUCAUCUUACCUCAAUAAUAGCGGUACAUCUGAGACACCUUCAUUAGCAGAAGACGACAUACCUGAAAGAUCUUCCAGACGAAGAAGAGAGUCGGUUAGAAUCGACCACCCAACUACCAGAUUCCAAGAAAAGGAAGAACGCGAAAGACUCGAAAAGGAGGAGUUAGAGCGAGAAAGACUAGCUAAGGAAGAGGAGGAACGGAUCGAAAGGGAAGCUCUUGAAAAAGAAGCAUUAUUAACUGCAGAAAAGGAAAGAAAAGAGAAGGAAGAAGCUCAGAGAUUGGAGAAGAUACGUAUUGAGAAAAUCAGAGUGGAAAACGAGCGCGUGCAGCAAGAACGUAUUCAAAAGGAGAAAGAAGAACAGGAGAGAUUAGAGAAAGAGCGUAUCGAACAAGAAAAGCUCGAACAGCAGCGCUUAGAACAGGAGCGCAUUGAAAAACUUGAAAGAGAAAAGGUGGAAAAGGAACGUUUGGAAAAGGAACGUAUCGAGAGGGACUUGCAAGAAAAGAGAAAUCAAGAAGCACUCGAGAAGCUAAGAAUUGAAAAUGAACGAGUUGAAGCGGAACGCCUUGAACGUGAAAAAUUUGAGAGAGAACAAUUUGAACAAGAGGAGCUCGCUAGAGAAGCAAGAGAACUCCAAGAAAAACUUGAGCAAAAUGUAUACCCAUCAGAUGGCUAUUCGAACAAGGCAUCAUUGGAAGAUAUUGGUACAGCUUCUAAUAAUAUCAACAAUAAACCAACUCAAAAAUCUCUGGAGGAAGCAAUCAGAAGAUCUUCCAUAUACUCAGAGGAAGAGUUAGAAACUAUGAUUAGCAAUACUUCAGAUAAUAGCGAUGCCAAAGUUAAUGUGAACCGCAAUAAUUCAAUUCUAAGCCAAGAAAAGAAUCACAGCAAUAGUAGCUUCAACAGUUAUAAAUCGAGACUUAGAUUACCUGCGACUUUAAAUCAACAAUCUCAACCUGCUCCACCUCAGCAGCAGCCACCCCAAUUACAAAGGCAAGUUUCACAGGGAAAAGCGCAAACUCCAGUGGUCCUGAGGCAAGUAUCACAAUCAAAACCUCAAUCGACUUCUUUCCUGCAGCAGCUUCAACAACAAAUACAGCAUAGUCAACAACAACAACAACAACAACAACAACAACAACAACAACAACAACAACAACAACAACAACAACAACAACAACAACAACUGCACCAACAGCAACAACAGCACCAACAGCAACAACAGCAGCAACAGCAGCACCAGCAGCACCAACAGCAGCACCAGCAGCCGCAACUGUACCAACAACAACACCAACAGCUGCAGCAACAGCAGCAACAACUGUACCAACAACAACACCAACAGCAGCAGCAACAGUACCAGCAGCAACAACAGCAACAGCAUCUUCAACAGCAUCAAAUACACCAGAUUCAGGUACCUAAUUUACAACCUCUUUUACACAGCCAGGAUUCUCAAGUGUCUCUCCCACAAUAUCAGGAUCUGCCAAUUCUCCCCCCACUGUACCAACUGCAAACAUCUCUACACUCACCACAAUCAUAUCAAGAAAGGAACUAUGAUGCGUUGAAACCAGCCCCAGUAUUGAGAACUGAUCAAUUACCUUCUCCUUCGAUUCAUGAUCAUAACCAAGGUCAUAGGGUAACAACGCCAACUACUCAGUUUGGUGGAUUUGACCCCUCUAAGAAGAUCCCUUAUACUCCAGAAGGAAUGCAGAGCUUUGGUAUUAAAGUUAACGACAUGAACGUAUCUCAGGAUGAUAUUGAUGCUAAGAGUUACAUCUCCUCUCCCCAACAAAGCGCAUAUCCCCAAUCUAACCUCUCGCCAAGUAAAUCUGAAUUUGGAGGAAGUACCAACGAUACAAUUUUAAAGACUCCAUCGAACCAACAGUUUUAUGCCCUUGAUUCUUUAUCAGCUCAAUCUCAGAGUUAUCAACAAAAUAGUGCCUCUGCUAAGCAACAAAGACGUAUCAGCGAUAAUGGGGAAAGCUCUUCUAUGUCAUCGUUCCAAGUUUUGAAGACCCCUAAACAAGAAGAUUCAAAUCUAUUCAUCAGACCAGAAGAGUUUCAAACAAUCAGCAUUUAUGUGUUGAGUACAAUAUACCUCAACCCCAAUAGGAAGUCAGAGGAUCCAUUAGUAACACUUUCUGUCUCAGAUAAAGAUACUGGUAAAGAAAUGUGGAGGAUUAGAAAAUCGUAUUCUCAAUUGGUGGCAUUUGAUAACGAAAUUAGGCCAAUAAUAGAGUACUUUGGCUUACCAUUGGUUCCAGAUAAAGGUUUAUUCUUCUCAACCUCACCUGUUAAGAUUGAUGGCCGUAGAAAUCAACUUCAAAACUAUUUCAACACAUUAUUUUUGAUGCCCCAUAUUCCACAAAGUGUGCUCUAUAGAAUAUGCCGUUACUUGUCAUUAGAUUUUGUUAGUCCAUUAGAUGACUUCAAGAGUGGAGCUAAGAAAGAAGGAUAUUUAAUCAGGCGAUACAAGGGGUUAGGUACUUCAUGGAAAGUUAGAUGGUGUCAAGUUGAUGGUCCUACUCUAGAAAUCUAUGAGGCGCCUGGAGGAACAUUACUCGAACAGAUUAGAUUGAGAGGCUCACAGAUUGGUAGACAAUCAGCAGAUUCUGUAGCCGAAGAAAAGGGAUAUCGUCAUGCAUUCCUAUUAAUGGAAGGACAAAAGUCAUCCAAAUUGUCAAAUUCUUUGCCCAAGCAUUUCUUUUGUGCAGAAAGUGAUGAAGAAAGAGAUGAAUGGAUAGAUUGUUUGGUUGAAUACAACGGUAGUGCCAAUGACCUGUUCGUAUCCAGGAAUUCUUCUGAAAUCGACGUGGAUACAACUGUCGUUAUAUCUCCACAAAAAUUAAACAACCACCUUCAACAGCUGUUUCAUCAACAGAAUCAGCUUAAUGUUCCUGGAGGAUAUGGUAAUGGUGGGUAUAUUGAAAAGCAAUCUGUUGCAUCAAGGCAUCCUCCGCAUUCUACCAGUUCUCUAAGCUCACCAGUAAGCAUGUACCAUAAUGGGGGAGCUAAUGGUAGUUCAUCUAAUAUAUUGGAUCAAGAUCCAAAUAAAAGUUUGACGACAGAAGAUACAACUGUUUCAAGCAAGGAUUUCAAAGAAAAUGCUGCUGUUGCUGCUUCGGCUGCUGCUGCUGCGGCGGCGGCUAAGAAGUUGAAGAAGAGGAGCAUAUUCCCCUUUAGAUCCAAGAAUGCAUCACAUGAGAACCAUCAGGUUAGUAGUGAAGUUGAGAGCAGCAAUUCCUUGCCACAGUACGCCCAGCCUUACACCAAUGGUGGUCCAGUUGGGGGCAGUGAACCUUCUAUGCAACAUUAUCUUGACCAAAUGAACUUAGAUGUGGAUGUUUCUAAGUCUAUUUUCGGAAGAGACGUAGUGGAAGCGUUCAAGUUGUCGAACCAGAACUUUUUUGGUAGGCAAGUGCCCAGUGUUUGCUACAGAUGCCUAGACUACCUUUCAAGGACCGGCGCAGUGUUUGAAGAAGGUAUAUUCCGUCUCAGUGGUUCAGCUUCAUCAAUAAGACAACUAAGAGAUUUGUUUAACACCAAAUUUGAUGUUGACCUCUUCGACUGUGCCAUCCAGCCUGAUAUUCACACCGUUGCAGGACUUUUCAAGACUUAUCUCAGAGAAUUGCCUGCGCCAAUCUUGGGUGUAGGACCUUUCAAUGAUUUGAAGGCAAUUGUUAAUAACAAGGAUAAGCAUACAAACCCAGCAAUGUUAGCGUUACAAUUUAGGGACUAUAUAUCAGACUCAAACAAGUUGGACCCAGUCCACUUUGACGUCUGCUUCGCAAUUUUUAAAUUCUUAACGCAAAUCAUAGCUAACAGCUCGUCUAAUCGAAUGAAUUUGAGAAACGUUUGCAUUGUCUUCGUGCCCACAUUGAACAUAUCUUUAGAGGUAUUGAGUAUAAUCUUAAUUGAUUUUGAUUGCAUUUUCGAAGGAGGUCAACCAGUACCUGAUGACAAAAGAGAGGUAUUAGAUCUCUACAUUCCAAACUUUUAG
Dujonia railenensis is the source of this 4620-nucleotide messenger RNA. Lineage: Eukaryota; Fungi; Ascomycota; Pichiomycetes; Serinales; Debaryomycetaceae. The record is from the annotation of a GenBank genome assembly.